GUGAUAAAAUGUUCCAAAUUUUAGAUAUUAUUGCAUGCCAACUUUUCAGAAAUAUUUGGAUCCACACUGAAGCAUUCCGAUAUGAGUUGUGGAUUAAUCGUGCGUCGGUCACUAUUUGCUUACACAGUCAUAGCUCUAUACUUGUAUAUAUCUCGGGCCAUUUGCAUGAGAAAAUAGACCCCUCUCCCAGUAAUUAUACUCCUUCAACAAUGCUAUGGGGGUGUUUUCUCUUCACUUUGCCGAUUAUGAUAUACCUAAUAAUUUGAUAGUGAUAAACAUAGUCCUACAAGCACCGUGUCGAAAUCACUGUGAUACCAUUGCAAAAAUCAGCAAAGAAAAUAAUCAAAUCAGAAAACUAGGAAAAAGAUUAAAAACAAAAUAUGUGCAGGCAGCUGAGUCAUUGUGGGAUAAAGAGAAAUACGGUCCAGCUGGAGUAUUUUACAAACUGAGCAAAAGUUGUUUUCCACACAAAGCUCUUCAGUACAACUUCAAUGUUUGUCCGUUUCAAAGCGUGACACAGGAGCACUUCCCAACUGAACGUUGGACUCUUGGCGGGAAGUCGUCAUGGAAACAAAAAUCUCAUGGACAGUUCCUGUUGGAGAUGUCCGGAGGUGACGCGGUCAAUUGUCCCGAGGGAAGACCUAGACAAUCAUUAAUUUUAUUUCUGUGUGGCAUUAACGACCGCGUGGUUGAACUGAGGGAGGACCAGCGAUGUGAAUAUGUGAUCAAGUUUGCCACCCCAGCAGCCUGUUAAAAGUCCAAAGUUGUGGCCAGUUAGCAGUCUGAAGUCAUGUGUCCAGCAUCCUAUCCGAUGUUAGGUGUCCAGAAGCCUGUUAACAGUCCUAAGUCACAUGUCCAGCGGCCUGUUAACAGUCCUAAGUCACAUGUCCAGCGGCCUGUUAACAGUCCUAAGUAAAUGUCCAGCGGCCUGUUAACAGUCCUAAGUCUUAUCCAGCAUUCCAUUUUACAAAAGGCCUUGCAACUAAGACCAGCAUUCUAAUACCUCUCAUUUUUUCAUUUCCAUGUACAAUUUGUGAAAAUCUGGCUUUAUAUACUUGUGUACUUGAGAUAUGCCAUAAAUUUACACUUUUAAAGAGGUACAGCAUUGAAUGAAUUUUAAGAAGUACUUUUGGUCAGAAAUCAUAAGACCUUUUGUAAAUUGGGUCCCUGGGUAUUAUACAAUACUGAGUACAUUUUUAUAUUAUAAUUUCUAAAAGCUUUUAAAACUCAUCAGAUGAAAAAUAGUGCAGAUGAAGUUACAUAUUGAGCCUUGUUAAUUCGAUAUUUACAUGUUUCUUGUAAACAGUGAAUCAUAUCUACAUGUAGAAGUGACCACCAUUAAUUAAACAUGUCACAUGAGGAGAGAUGCAAAUGAAAGUUAGAUAUUAAAUUUUGUUCAUAAGGCAUUUAAAUGGUAAUUUUCUAUGCAGCUGUAUAUUUUAAGAGUACACACAGCAUUGUACAUAUAUGAAUAUAUACAUUUUCAAUGUUUUUGCCUUUGAUAUCUUUACCAAUUGGAAUGUUAGCCAUUUCGUCCUGAAUUUGAAUAAUGUGCGUAUGAAUCCUGAUAAAUAUAGUACGACUAUAGCUAGGAAUUCUCCAACAGGAAUGAGAGUGUAAAUAUAAAUGAUAAUUUUAUUUUCCUUUUUGAAAAUACUUGAAGGUAUGAACAGCAAUGCUUUACACCAAGAGCUUCAUGAAGUAUACAGGCAUAAAGAUUUGCAGUUUAUAUCCUCUGUAUAUUUCAAAAAUGAAAUUGUGAGAGAGGAGAUAGGCACCAUUUGUGAGUGUAACACUGAGCUUGUAGACAUUCUACAGACACUCUACAGACAUUCUACAGACACUCUACAGACAUUCUACAGACAUUCUACAGACACUCUACAGACAUUCUACAGACACUCUACAGACAUUCUACAGACACUCUACAGACACUCUAUAGACAUUCUACAGACAUUCUACAGACACUCUACAGACAUUCUACAGACCAUGAUUGAUUGAUACUUUACCGAUACUUAUUAAAAGAGAAAAAUCUCAAUUGAAUUUUGG
This is a messenger RNA of Ostrea edulis (European flat oyster), 2046 nucleotides long. Its product is annotated as glucosidase 2 subunit beta-like. Gene Ontology annotation, cellular component: glucosidase II complex. The transcript is spliced from 3 exons. The record is from RefSeq and is a predicted model, not a curated record. Lineage: Eukaryota; Metazoa; Mollusca; Bivalvia; Ostreida; Ostreidae. The coding region runs from base 215 to 754 and encodes 179 amino acids. Gene Ontology annotation, biological process: N-glycan processing.